Molecule: messenger RNA, 6708 nt
Organism: Plasmodium malariae
Lineage: Eukaryota; Apicomplexa; Aconoidasida; Haemosporida; Plasmodiidae
Product: carbamoyl phosphate synthetase, putative
Exons: 2
Coding region: 1-6708 (2235 amino acids)
Biological process (GO): L-arginine biosynthetic process
Cellular component (GO): carbamoyl-phosphate synthase complex; cytoplasm
Molecular function (GO): ATP binding; metal ion binding
Source: RefSeq, a predicted model, not a curated record
AUGAUAAAAUCGUUGUUCUGGCCGGACUAUGAUUACAAAACAGUGGGGAAGUUGAUUCUUGAGGAUAAUACAGAAUUUGUAGGUUAUAGUGUGGGUUAUGAAGGAGGAGAGGGGAAAAAGGUUAUAUCAAAAAAUGAAUUUAUAAAAUGUGACAAUUCCAAUGAAGUGAUAAAAAAAAAAAACUAUGUAAAGGAAGAUUUGCUAUUCAGUAAUAGUAAAAUUGAAAAUGAAGAAUAUAUUGUGACAGGAGAAGUUAUAUUCAACACUGCCAUGGUUGGUUACCCGGAAGCCCUGACAGAUCCAAGUUAUUUUGGUCAGAUUUUGGUUUUAACAUUUCCUUCUAUAGGUAAUUAUGGAGUGGAGGAAGUCAAACAUAAUAAUUUUGGUUUAGUUGAAAAUUUUGAAAGUAAUAGAAUUCAAAUACAAGGAUUAGUAAUAUGUGAAUAUACGAAAAAAUCUUAUCAUUAUAACUCUUAUAUUACGCUAAGUGAAUGGUUGAAAAUUUAUAAAAUACCUUGCAUAGGAGGUAUAGAUACCAGAGCUUUAACAAAAAUAUUAAGAGAAAAGGGUAGUAUGUUAGGAAAAAUUGUAAUAUAUAAAAAUAGAAAGAAUAUAGAUAAACUGUAUAAAGAAGUAAGUUUAUUUGAUCCAGGUCAAAUUGAUACUCAGAAAUAUGUUUGUAAUCAUUUUAUACGAGUAUUUAAAUUGAGCAAGGUUUCUGAUGUGCAUAAUAGUAAAAGCAAAGAGGAACUAAAGGCGGUUAAUGAUAUGAAUGAUUCUUUGUUUACAGAUCAGGAAAAUGAUAGCAAUAUAAAUGGCAGUCAGUAUAACUACCAACGGGUAUCGUCAAUGAAAAAGACGGACUAUAAUAAAGAUUUAAAUAAUCAUUACGUUUUAACAAAUAAAAUGAAUAUUUUAACAUCUUCAGAUGAAAAUUUAAAGGAUUAUAGUACUUACUACAAUUACAACGUGAAUAGUGAGGAAAAUGAUGUUUUCUGUAAUUCAUAUGCGUUGUGUGAAUACGAUAAAUAUUUAAUUGAUGUUGAGGAGAAUAGUCCAUUCCAUGAUGAAAAUGUAGAUGAAUAUGGAUAUUACGAUGUGGAAAAAAGUAUGAAGAAAAACUUGAUAAAUGAUACAUAUAGUAAUAAUGAUAACUGUGGGGAGGUAUUUUACGACUCUAGCGCAAUGAAUGAGAAAGGUGUAAAGAUUGAAGAAGAGGGGAUGCAAAUUAAUAAUUGUACUUACCUAGAUAGCGCUUUUAAUAAAAAUUCAAAGGGGGUCAAGAAGUUCAAUUUGAAUAAUGAUUAUUCUACGUAUAUAAAAAAAAAAAUGAAUAACGAGGAGUUUUUAAAAUUAGUAAAUAAAAGGAAAUCGGACAAGGAAAGAAUUAUCAUUAUUGUUGAUUGUGGAAUUAAAAAUAGUAUAAUAAAAAAUUUAAUGAAAAAUGGUAAAGAUCUUCCAUUAACAUAUAUUAUUGUACCGUAUUAUUAUGAUUAUAAUUACAUAGAUUAUGAUGCAGUGUUAUUAUCUAAUGGUCCAGGGGAUCCAAAAAAAUGUGAACUUUUGAUUGAAACGCUAAGAAAAAGCUUACAUAAAAAUAAAAUUGUUUUUGGUAUAUGUUUAGGUAAUCAACUAUUAGGUUUAUCGUUAGGAUGUGAAACGUACAAAAUGAAAUAUGGAAAUAGAGGUGUAAAUCAACCAGUUAUUCAGUUGGUAGAUAACAAAUGUUACAUUACUUCUCAGAAUCAUGGUUAUUGUUUAAAAAAGAAAAAUAUAUUAAGAAGAAAAGACAUAACUAUUAGUUAUAUAAAUGCAAAUGAUAAAUCAGUAGAAGGUAUUGCACAUAAAAAUGGAAGAUUUUAUAGCGUUCAGUUUCACCCAGAAGGGAAUAAUGGACCGGAAGAUACUUCAUUUCUUUUUAAAAAUUUUUUUUUAGAUGUAUUUAAUAAAAAAAGAGAAUUUAGAGAACAUAUCGGACAUAAUAUUAUUUGUAUUAAAAAAAAAGUGCUGCUCUUAGGAAGUGGUGGUUUAUGCAUUGGCCAGGCAGGUGAAUUUGAUUAUUCAGGUACUCAAGCAAUUAAAAGUUUAAAAGAAUGUGGUAUUUAUGUAAUAUUAGUUAAUCCAAAUAUUGCGACUGUUCAAACAUCAAAAGGAUUAGCAGAUAAGGUAUAUUUUUUACCCGUAAACUGCGAAUUUGUAGAAAAAAUUAUUAAAAAGGAAAAACCUGAUUUUAUAUUAUGCACAUUCGGUGGACAAACUGCUUUAAACUGUGCUCUUAUGUUAGAGCAAAAAAAAGUUUUAAAAAAAAAUAAUUGUCUAGCCUUGGGUACAUCUCUAGAAUCUAUUUUAAUAACUGAAAAUAGAAGUAUGUUCGCUGAAAAAUUAAGAGAAAUAAAUGAAGUUAUUGCUCCAUAUGGAAGUGCAAAGAAUGUUGAACAAGCUAUUGAAGUUGCUAACAAAAUUGGCUAUCCCAUUUUAGUACGUACCACCUUUUCCUUAGGUGGUUUAAAUAGUAGUUUUAUAAAUAAUGAAGAGGAGUUAGUUCACAAAUGUAAAGAGAUAUUUUUACAAACAGAUAAUGAAAUAUUUAUUGAUAAAUCAUUAAGGGGAUGGAAGGAAAUCGAGUAUGAAUUGUUAAGAGAUAACAAAAACAAUUGCAUAGCUAUUUGUAAUAUGGAAAAUAUAGAUCCAUUAGGAAUUCACACAGGGGACAGUGUGGUUGUGGCACCUUCGCAGACAUUAAGUAAUCAUGAAUAUUAUAAAUUUAGGGAAAUAGCUCUAAAGGUUAUUACACAUUUAAAUAUUAUUGGAGAAUGCAAUAUUCAAUUUGGCAUAAAUCCUAAAACAGGAGAGUAUUGCAUUAUUGAAGUUAAUGCAAGACUAAGUAGAAGUUCUGCUCUUGCAUCUAAGGCUACUGGUUAUCCUUUAGCAUAUAUAUCUGCAAAAAUUGCUUUAGGUUAUGAUUUAAUUAGUUUAAAAAAUAGUAUAACAAGAAAAACUACUGCUUGUUUUGAACCAUCUCUAGAUUAUAUAAUUACCAAAAUUCCAAGAUGGGAUUUAAAUAAAUUUGAAUUUGCUUCAAAUACAAUGAACAGUAGUAUGAAAAGUGUAGGAGAGGUAAUGUCUAUAGGUAGGACAUUUGAAGAAUCUAUACAAAAGUCUCUAAGAUGUAUUGAUGAUAAUUAUUUAGGUUUUAGUAAUACGUAUUGUAUUGAUUGGGAAGAAGCAAAAAUUAUAGAUGAGUUAAAAAACCCAUCUCCUAAGAGGAUAGAUGCAAUUCAUCAAGCUUUUCAUUUAAAUAUACCGUUUGAAAAAAUUCAAGAAUUAACUAAUAUUGAUUAUUGGUUCUUAUAUAAAUUUUAUAAUAUUUUUAACCUACAAAACAAACUAAAAACAUUAACAUUGGAGCAGUUAUCUUUUUUUGAUUUGAAAUAUUAUAAGAAAUAUGGUUUUAGUGAUAAGCAGAUUGCUUACUAUUUAUCAUAUAAUAAUACAAAAGUAACAGAAAGUACUGUUAUGAAAUAUAGAGAAAGCUUAGGAUUACAUCCUCAUAUAAAAGUUAUUGAUACCCUGUCCGCAGAAUUUCCUGCUUUAACAAAUUAUCUCUACUUAACAUAUCAAGGAGUAGAACAUGAUGUUUUGCCUUUAAAUAUGAAAAAGAAGAAGAAGGUGAUGGUUGAAGGCAGUGGAAAAAGAAAGGAAAGUGGCAAAAACGUGUAUAAUAAUAAAAAUUUAGCAGUGGCAAGCGAAGGGGGAAUAGGAGCAUACAAUAUGAAGGGGGAUAAGGAGGAUAAAAGAAAACUUGCUAAUAUGUUCAACAAUGAUGGUUCUAAUUAUAUUAAUCUAACAAAAGUAUCAAAUGGUAUAAAUAUAAAUGAGUAUGGUGUUGAUAUUGAUAAUAGCAAUAGUAAUAGCAACAUGUUUAGCAAACAUGGAAAAGAAGAAAGGAGCAUAGGGUCUGAUGAAACAAAUAUGUUUAGUGUGAACAAUUCACCAAAUAAUUUAUCAUUUAACAAUGAGCAUAAUAUGGCUCAAGAGAAUGUAAAUAAUGAAAAUAAAAGAGAAACGUACGAUAGUGGUAGUAGUUGUAGGAACGAGAAAAAUGAAAUUAAGACCGACAAAUGCAUGAAAGAAUGUUUAGGUGAAAAUAAUAAUAAUUAUUAUAAUCAUUUAAAUGGCACUGCAUGCAAUUUAAGAGUAGCGAAUGCUAGUAUAAAUAACAAAUCAAAUGACAUUUCAGGAAAAUGUAAUUACGGAAAAGAUGUGAACAUAAAAAGUACUAAUAAAAAUGAUAGAAAAGUCAAAAACAAAGACAUUGGUAUGAACACUAAUAUUGAAGAAGCUAUAUCUAACAAAAGUUCCCACUCAACAAAUGACCAAUUAUAUUUAGAUAAUUUUAAUACAUCAGAUGAAGAAAUGGCAAAUAAAAAUAUUGAUAUAUAUUUAUCCAAAAAGAAAAAAAAUUUAACUGACAAUAAAAGUCCUGGGAAUUCUUAUUAUGUAGUGGACUCUGUUUAUAAUAAUGAAUAUAAAUUAAAUAAAAUGAAAGAAUUAAUUAAUAAAGAAAACGCAGAUUCUAAUUAUGAAACUGCACAAUAUGAACUUGACUCUGUAACAGGCAAGUAUCGAGAGAUAAACAAGCAUACGUUGUCAAGUAAUAUAGACGAUUUUAAUAAAGAAAAGGGUAUAGAUGCGAAACAGAAAAAUGAAAAAAGCAGAUAUAGAAGUAGUAGCAACAACAACAUUAUGAGAAAACGAAGUAGUAAAAAAAGUAGUAUCUGUUUUGAUAAUGAGGAUAAGAGUAGCGAUUGUUUCUCCGAAUUAUCCUUUAUGCGUAAUUGUUCCAAAUUUAGUGAGGGAGAAAGUGAUUAUAUGGACGAGGACGAUGAGGAUGAGUAUGUGCACACAUCGGAUAGUAGUUGCUAUGAUGAUUAUGAAGUAGAGGAAGAUGAAGACGAAGCAUAUGAUUCAUUAUUAUCUAAGGGUUCAAAAAAGUCUUCCUUGCAUUCAGGACAUAAGAAUAUAUUUAAUGAAAAAUUUAAUGGAAUUGAAUUUAAGAUAAUUAAUGAUAGAAAUGAGAAAGAAAAGGAAAAGAAAAAAUGUUUUAUGGUAUUAGGUUGUGGUUGUUACAGAAUAGGUAGCUCAGUGGAAUUUGAUUGGAGUGCUAUACAUUGUGUUAAAACUAUUAGAAAAUUAAAUCAUAAAGCAAUUUUAAUAAAUUGUAAUCCUGAAACGGUUAGUACUGAUUAUGAUGAGAGUGAUAGAUUAUAUUUUGAUGAAAUAACAACAGAAGUUAUUAAAUUUAUAUAUAAUUUUGAAAAAAGUCAAGGUGUUAUAAUUGCGUUUGGUGGGCAAACAUCUAAUAAUUUAGUUUUCAGUUUGUAUAAAAAUAAUGUAAAUAUAUUAGGAUCUAGUGCUAAGAGUGUUGAUUGCUGUGAGAAUAGAAAUAAGUUUUCGCAUUUAUGUGACUCGUUAAAAAUUGACCAACCAAAGUGGAAUAAGUUUACGAAAUUGUCGAAAGCAAUUCAAUUUGCAAACGAGGUAAAAUUUCCAGUGUUGGUAAGGCCAUCCUAUGUAUUGUCAGGUGCAGCUAUGAGAGUUGUGAAUUGUUUUGAAGAAUUAAAGAACUUUUUAAUGAAAGCAGCAAUAGUUAGUAAGGAUAAUCCUGUAGUUAUAUCAAAGUUUAUUGAAAAUGCUAAGGAAAUAGAAAUUGAUUGUGUAAGUAAAAACGGGAAAAUCAUUAAUUACGCUAUAUCAGAACAUGUAGAAAAUGCAGGAGUACAUUCUGGAGAUGCUACGUUAAUACUUCCUGCACAAAAUAUCUAUGUAGAAACCCAUAGAAAGAUAAAAAAAAUUUCAGAGAAAAUAUCUAAAUCGUUAAAUAUAUCUGGACCAUUCAAUAUCCAAUUUAUAUGCCAUCAGAAUGAGAUAAAAAUAAUAGAAUGUAAUUUAAGAGCAUCAAGAACUUUUCCAUUUAUAUCUAAAGCAUUAAAUUUAAAUUUUAUCGAUUUGGCUACAAGAAUAUUAAUGGGGUAUGAUGUAAAACCAUUUAAUAUAUCAUUAAUAGAUUUAGAAUAUACUGCUGUGAAAUCUCCUAUCUUUUCAUUUAAUAGAUUACAUGGUUCCGAUUGUAUAUUAGGUGUUGAAAUGAAAUCAACAGGAGAAGUAGCAUGUUUUGGUUUAAACAAAUAUGAAGCAUUGCUAAAAUCUUUGGUAGCUACAGGUAUGAAAUUACCUAAAAAAUCUAUUUUGAUAAGUAUUAAAAAUUUAAAUAAUAAACUAGCAUUUGAAGAACCUUUUCAGUUAUUAUUCUUAAUGGGAUUCACAAUUUACGCAACGGAGGGAACGUAUGAUUUUUAUUCCAAGUUCUUAGAAUCAUUUAAUGUCUCAAAAGACUCAAAAUUUCAUCAAAGACUUAUAAGGGUGCAUAAUAAAAGUUCUGAAUUUUUACUUCCUAACAUAACAGAUUUGAUUAUGAAUCAUAAAGUGGAAAUGGUUAUUAAUAUAACAGAUACUCUCAAAACAAAAGUUAGUUCAAACGGUUAUAAAAUUAGGAGACUUGCUUCAGAUUUUCAGGUGCCACUAAUAACGAACAUGAAGCUGUCCUCAUUAUUUAUAGAUUCAUUGUAUAGAAAGUUUUCAAGAAGAAAGGAAAAGAGAUCUUUCUAUACAAUUAAGAGUUAUGAUGAAUAUAUAAGUUUGGUUUAA